CCAUUCUGCUCAUCGUCCCUCCCAGAUCUCAGUUUCCCUUCCAUCUCCCACCUUCAGCGGUAGGUGACGGAUCUAGGAUCCACCUCUCUCAAUCGUGUAGUAUUCCCCGGCAUCUUCUGCAGCCCUCUAGUAUACUUGCUACCGCAGGCUGUAUCUACCGCUAGAGAAUGGCUUCAGGAGAAGAUAUCCCGGCGGUUGCGGAAGACAACUCUCAGAUCGACGCAACCGAAGCUCCAGACGCCGGAAAUUCAUCCACUGACAUUGCCGAUUCAGCUGCCCUGGAAUCCGCCAACACGGGCGACGACCUAUCGAACGCAUCGGGAUUCGAACCCGCGAUCGGUCCCGAUGGAGCCGAUUCCGGCUUUGCCCCAGCGGACGUUCCGGAGCUCGCGGCGGUCCCGGAGAUGGGGGCGGAGCCGGUAAAGACACAUCGCGAGUUUUAUUUCAUCAGAAUUCCGCGCCCGGACCUGUCGGCGGAGAUCGGCAAGAUCAAGGCGGUGGAGCAGCGCGUGAAGGAGAAGCGCGACAAGCAGCAGGCCGUUAGCGCCGCCCUCCGCGCCAAGAAGGCGCAAUGGUCGGAGGCCUUCGAGGCGCUCAAGGCGGCGCGGGCGCGCGCGCGCGGGUGUUCGCAGGACGUGCGGAGCAAGUUCGACGAGGCGAAGCCGCUGCAGGGCGUGCUGCGCAAGAUGAACGAGAGCAAGGCCACCGCGCGCGACCGCGGCCGCGGACUCGAGUGCACCUCGGAGGCGCAGCUGAACGCGCUGAUCGCGGCGACGGAGCACCGCAUGCAGCACGAGACGAUCUCGCUCAAGGAGGAGAAGCAGCUGAUGAAGGAGCUCAAGGAGCUCGAGGCGUCGCGCCCCAAGGUCAAGGAGAUGGAGGCGCUGACCGCGUCGUUCGCGGAGAGCCAGGGGCAGCGCGACUCCAUCCAGGAGCGCCUCAAGCCCAUCAUGGCGGAGGUGGACGUGCUGAAGCUGGAGCGCGACGCGGCGCAGAAGAUCUGCGAGACGCUCGAGGCGGAGGCGGCGGCGCUGGACGCGGAGGUGCAGGCGCUGUUCGGGGAGCGCGCCAAGGCGCAGCUGGACGCUGAUAAGGUUUACGACGAGCUGAGGGCUGCCCGCGCCGCCACAAACAAGAAGGACGAGGAUUUCCGCCAGUACCGCGCGGACCUGGCGACGAUCCAGGAGCUGGCGGCGAAGAAGGACGUGGCGGCGCUGGAGGCGUUCUGCGAGCAGCAGAGGGAGCGCACGCACGCUCGCCUCAACACCGACAGCGCGUACCGCACUGCGUACGUCGAGGCGAACCGCUACAGCACCAUCCGCCGCUUCCGCUCGCUCGACACGCGCAGGCUCGGCGUGGACGAGGACCCCGCGAACCAGCUCGACGUGCCGUCCCGAACCUACGCGCCAGCCUCGGCGCCCGCAGCUUCGGCGGCCGCUGCUGGGGAGGCGAGGGUGGGGAGUGGGGCGGAGAAGAAGGGGAAGGGGGGAGGGGAGAAGGAGAGUGGGAAGCCGAGGGCAGCAGCUGCUGGGGAGGUUGGGGAAGGGGAAUGGGGGGGAGAGAAGGGGGAGGGGAAGGCGGGUAAGGAGAACGGAGUAGUGGUUAAGGCACCGGAGGUGCAAGUGGAGGAGGUGGACGAGGAGGCGGAGAGGGAGAGGCGGCGGGAGGAGGCGAUGAGGAAGGCCAAGGAGGCGGAGGUCAGAAAGGCGAAGCUGGCCGAGAAGGCGCAGAAGAGAGCUGAGGCGCGCGCCGCCAAGGAGGCAGAGGCGCUCGCCAAGAGACGCGAGAAGGAGCGGGAGAAGCGUGCACGCAAGAAGGCAGCAGCAGCGGGGGUGCCAUACGUUGAAGGGGCAGCAGAGGCACCAGCAGAAGGGGACGCCCCUGACGACGCCAACACCGGCGACGAGGCCUCAGCUGCAGAGGAAUCCAGCGCUGCUGCUGCUGCCGCUGAUGGCACGGCGUGGGAGAAGGAGGCGGGUCUGUCGAGGCGGGAGCAGCGCAGGCGACAGGCGCUGGUGGCGCUGAGGAAGAAGAAGAGCGGAUGGCUCAGUGGGAACGUGCUGUGGGCCGUGGGGGGGCUGGCUGCUGUUAUCCUCGUUAUAGUCAUCGCUUACUUUGUGCAGCAGGCACUGUACCCGGCACAGCCCAUCUUCGAGGCCGAGAGCUAGGCUCAGAGAACUCAACACAGAGAACUAGAUACUGCUCAAUGCAGCAGAUGCUGCAGCUGUUGCUCUGCCGUAAGUGCUUACCACAUGUAUCCACUUGCAAAACAGCCACAAUGGUUGUCCUGUUGCUCUUCCAUGGCUGGAGCUGCACCCUAUGCACCACCCAGGGCCCUUUCCAGACAGCAGGAUGGCUAUUCUGGGGGUAACAUGUGGAAUGCUAUGCUGGGCUGGAAGGAUCAGUCUAGAAGUAUUUUGUUUGGACUGCUGGCUUCCUCAUUGCUUUGCUAUCCUAGCAUAUUUCGUGGCGGACUAUUCCGGUUGGCGAUAUCGUACAGCCUGUCAAGAAUAGGGCGAGCAACCCUGCGAACAACACUAUUGUACAGUAGUAUGCCUGGCCAUUUUGUGGAAUGCAGCACCACAGCUUGGGGUGUAUUCCUAUGCACCAGGAUCAGGAUCAAACUUG
Molecule: messenger RNA, 2628 nt
Organism: Closterium sp. NIES-67
Lineage: Eukaryota; Viridiplantae; Streptophyta; Zygnematophyceae; Desmidiales; Closteriaceae
Source: the annotation of a GenBank genome assembly